This is a messenger RNA of Neocloeon triangulifer, 1922 nucleotides long. RefSeq lists its product as uncharacterized. The record is from RefSeq and is a predicted model, not a curated record. Bases 165 to 1871 code for a protein of 568 amino acids. The transcript has 18 exons. NCBI's taxonomy places the organism in Eukaryota, Metazoa, Arthropoda, Insecta, Ephemeroptera, Baetidae.
GUCUAAAACACAAACUCGUUCAGUAAUAAAUACUUAACAGGCACAAAACUCUGAAGCCAUAAAUGAUAAUGUGUACGUCAUCAUUCCAUUUCCUCUGCGCAGACCUUUCCGCAGCAGCAUUCAACAGCUUGUUCUAUAGCAUUCGGACGCAGUAAAUUUCUGAAAUGACACUACAUACAGCGAUAUUAUUGCUAGCAUACUUUAUUUUUUCCAUGAUUCCAGGCAGACAAAAUCAGAAUGUUUGUGAAAUAUCUCAAUAUUUUGAAAGAUCUGAUUUUUUGUGGAGGACUUCAGGCAGCAUCUUUCAAUGCAUUUCAAAGUGCAGUUCUGCACAAAAAAUUACUACGGACGAUGCAUCUCUAAGACCGAAAUUUGUGGAGCGCAUUUUUUCUCCAUCUAGACGCGUCAUUGACUGCCAAAAAGAGAUGAGGUAUGUUGCUUCAUUUUGCAAAUCAAAAAUUAGGGGAUUGGAAUUAAAUCAGGCCGGUGAUGUGCCUCUAUUUUAUUUCCCACUUUUUGUAAAGGCGAACAAGUACAUGGCUGAAAGAUUUUGUGUUAGGCAAGGUCUAAAUUUCGGCAUCAAUGAAACUAUGAUUGACAAAAUCACAAAUGGUUUAACUGAUAUCAAAGUAUGGGCGACCUAUGUGCAGAUAGCAAAAAAUAAGUCCGAUCCGCAAUUCAAAACUCCUGGAAUUGUAUGCACUAUUUUUCACAAACAAAACAAUACUGUCGUAAUAAAAAAUGAGAGCUGUUCCAGUGAAAACAACUUUGUCUGCACCUUACCAGAAAUUUGUCAUUUGAACAAAUGCAGCUCCAAAUGCUUGAAUGGAAAUUGCGCUACUGAGAGGGCUGCGGAAGACUGUGAUGCAAACUGUACAAAAGUUGACUGUUCUGAGGAGCCUGGCGAUAAAUUUGGAUUUGUGCAAAGUGAUGGGGAAUUAGUUCAAAUGUGUGGCUUUGAGUACUUUUUCCCCAAAGUAUCCAAGUACUCUUUGAAGGCUUCGCAAACGUUCUGCUGCCUUAGAAAUAUGGAGGUGGCAAGUUUUAUGUCCGUCGAAGAAAUGACAUGUUUUGCCAACGAAUCAGCCAAACGGAACAUGACGGGCGCCUCAUAUUGGACUUCCGCUCGCCUCACCACGUGCCCAAACACUUUUGUUUGGUGCUCAGGAAAUCCAGAAAUUGUUGACCAAAGUUACCUUCCAUGGAAAUCGACGAAUCCGUUUGUUGGAGUCAAACCGAUGGCAACCCCCAAUGUUUCUCUCUCUUGGGAAUUCGAGGAUGGCUUGGGGACGAAAAGGGCGCUUUGCAAGCGACCCAUCCCAUCACUGUGUAAAAGUUCGUCGUGUUUCCCUGUUGGAUGCAAAACUGAAGCCAAGUCAAACGCGGAUAAUAAAGGAAAGUCUUUCUACAGAUUAGGUUGCGCGCUUUUGAAAGGAUGCAAAAAAGAAUUUACUGUUUGUUUGGGUUCUGGUAAUAAGUUUUCUUACUACCAAAGUGCAAAAUGGGCAUGCGGGGAUUUUUACAAUUACAAAUUAAUAUCUUUUGAGACGAAAGAAAAACUAGAUUGCGUUUUAGAGCUUUUUAAAGCUUACAAUAUGACCAACAGUAGAUUUUACGUUUCGGCAACUUCACUAGGAUGCGUGAAUUCGCUCAGGUGGUGCAACUACGUGGACAAUCCGUUGGUCCAGGACUCCUACAUUAAAUGGGCAAAAGGAGAACCGUCGACAGACCCAUCUAAGGAGUGCGUCUACGUCGACUAUGAUUCUGCCAAGAAAGAGUUUACUUUUGCAAAAACUAACUGCAAAGCAGAGUUUAACUUUAUGACUGAAAGUCUGUCAACCUUUGAAAGUAAUACAUUAGGAAUAAAAUAGAUCAUCAAUUUUUGAAAAUUAUAUAUCGACUAUUUUAAUGAAAUUUCUCAA